Indicator indicator is the source of this 1335-nucleotide messenger RNA. It is a transcript of the gene ARFRP1, whose product is annotated as ADP ribosylation factor related protein 1. The coding region runs from base 1 to 606 and encodes 201 amino acids. NCBI's taxonomy places the organism in Eukaryota, Metazoa, Chordata, Aves, Piciformes, Indicatoridae. Gene Ontology annotation, cellular component: Golgi apparatus. The record is from RefSeq and is a predicted model, not a curated record. Gene Ontology annotation, molecular function: GTPase activity; GTP binding. Gene Ontology annotation, biological process: intracellular protein transport; Golgi to plasma membrane protein transport; protein localization to organelle. The transcript has 7 exons.
AUGUAUACUCUGCUGUCUGGCCUCUACAAAUACAUGUUCCAGAGGGAUGAGUACUGCAUCUUGAUCCUUGGCUUGGACAAUGCUGGUAAAACUACCUUCCUUGAACAAACUAAAACUCGAUUUAACAAGAACUACAAAGGGAUGAGUUUGUCCAAGAUCACCACAACUGUUGGCUUAAACAUUGGUACUAUUGAUGUUGGCAAAACUCGCCUCAUGUUCUGGGAUCUGGGUGGCCAGGAGGAGCUCCAGGCUCUUUGGGAUAAGUAUUAUGCUGAGUCUCAUGGAGUGAUCUAUGUUAUUGACUCCACUGAUGAGGAGAGGCUCUCAGAGUCUAAAAGAGCUUUUGAGAAGAUGAUCACCAGUGAGGCUCUGGAGGGAGUUCCCAUUCUGGUGUUAGCUAACAAGCAGGAUGUAGAGACUUGUCUGUCAAUCCCUGACAUCAAGACAGCCUUCAGUGACUGCAUUAUCAAAAUUGGGAAGAGAGACUGCCUGACACAGGCCUGCUCUGCUCUGACUGGCCAGGGUGUGCACGAGGGGAUCGAGUGGAUGGUGAAGUGUGUGGUGAGGAACAUCCACCGCCCCCCCAGGAAGAAGGACAUCACCUAAGGACUCCUCCCUCAGCCAAGGAGUGGACAGUCUCUUUCCACACAGUUCUGUGUUCCCUUUAAAGAAGGUGGCCCACUGGAUUCCUCUUACAGCUGAUUCUUUCCUGAGUUUGGAGACAAACCUUUUUCUGUGUCAAAAAAAAAAAAAACAAACCAAGAAGCCUUGAGCAAGGGAUUGCAGCAGGGUGGGGAUGGGAAUCUCUUCACUGAGGGCACAAACCCAGUGCCAAGCCACACUUGGUCAGCUGCACAGGACUUCAUCUUCUGCUGUAUUACUUUGUGAUCCUUGGGCUGGUGGCCAGUGCCAUGAAAGGACCUCCUGAAGGACCUGUCAUGGUGGAGAAGGAAGGGGAGAGCUUGGGCAGUGGCUGUCUCUCCUCACCCAGAGGAACCCUUUUGCUGCUCCAGCCCUGUGGUUGCUGCAGGUGGUGUUCCUGGCCCUGUUAUGCUGCUGUUUGUGUAAUGGGGGGAGAGAAGGUUGAUUAUCACUCAAUUUUCAGCCAACCUGUUGAUUUGUAACUUUUACCUGUGGUAAAUGCAGAUGUGGAAGGCAACAUCUGUACUGUGGUUCACUCUUUAGGUGGGCAGCAGCAGGACAUGGGUGCCAUGUCCAUGCUGCCAGUCUUCCCAUUGUAAAUUCUCUCUAAUCAUAAAAAUAAUUGGUGUCUUCUGUAAGUGGAGUGAAAUGAGGCCCUUUGUGAUCUUCCUAGGCCAAAAGCUGAACCUCUAG